Neolamprologus brichardi is the source of this 626-nucleotide messenger RNA. Lineage: Eukaryota; Metazoa; Chordata; Actinopteri; Cichliformes; Cichlidae. The record is from RefSeq and is a predicted model, not a curated record.
AACGGAGGUUCCCACGCUCCUCCUCGUCUACGCCGACAACACAGGAAACUCCUGGGCAUCUAGACGACACGCUGGAGUCAUCUUCCAUCCUGGCCCCGGAGCGGGACCGCCCCUCUCCCUCUCCCUCACCCUGUCCCACCCCACCUCCAUCUCCUCCACGCUCUCCACCGCCCUCUCCUCCUCCUGUACCAGUCCUGACCCCACAUUUGCCCCUUCCAGCAGUUCGCAAAGCAGUGGAAGAUGGCGAGGGAACGACGGAAGAGAGGGCCCACGGCAGUCAGGCCUCAGCAGACUCUUUCUGCAGGGUCAUGGACCUUCUUGGGAUGGGACACCGGCUCUUCGUCCCCAGGCUGCUGGCGACGUCUAAAGAGGACCUGUUGCAGGCAGACUUCGAGGGGGCUCUCAAGUUCUUCAGAGUCCAGCUCCCCAAACGAUACAGAGCUGCAGAGAACGCCCGAAGGCUCAUGGAGCAGGCCUGCAACAUCAAGCAAGCGGGAGUCAAGAUGAUGCAGGAGGUGUCUAUCAUGGUGGCGUACGAUGCUCACGUAGUCGACCGACCGGGCGAGGAGGACGCCUUGGCGUGCUUGGUUGCCCAUUCCAGACCUCGCCGAGCUCCCAGACCAGUG